This is a messenger RNA of Dibothriocephalus latus, 1161 nucleotides long. NCBI's taxonomy places the organism in Eukaryota, Metazoa, Platyhelminthes, Cestoda, Diphyllobothriidea, Diphyllobothriidae. The record is from the annotation of a GenBank genome assembly.
AUGGGCACCGAAGUGAUCACGUCCAAUAGAGAGUUAGCUGGGGGAGCCUUUGGUAGUCACGGGGCAGGCGAUGGGAUGUGUGUCAAACAGGAGGUCAUUAGCAUAAACAACAGUGCUGUCCGCCAUUGGGAUGCGGGAAUAUCUGGUUUAACAUCAAAGACGCAUAUUUUGUUCCCCGGUCGACCGAACAUUUCAAAGAUACUCGUAUCGCGUUGCAAACGCCUCGAGGCCCUUAAUCUGUCGCACUGCACCAAUGUCGGCAACGAGGGAGUGGAAGCCAUCACCCGAGGCCUUCCUUUACUACGACGUCUCAAUUUGGAUGGAAUUCAGUGGAUCACAGAUGAGGCCCUUGAAGCUCUUCUAGAGGGAAGAGCCAUCAAGGAUGGUGCUCUAUGCUGUAUUUGGCUAGAUGGCUUCGAGCUCAGCGCAGCCGGUUUCUCCAACUUUCUUUCCCGUCUACUGGAUAUCCAUAUUUCCAAGAUUGCUUCCCAUCUGGGUCUUCCCCCACCGGUCUCAUCACACCGUAUCCCCGACAACCCCAAGUUCCUUCAGUUACUUCGUGAUAGCGGUCUGCAGAUCUUGUCCAUCAGCUUUGCAGAGUGUAUUGACGAUUCCUGUCUGCCUCACAUUGCCUGCUUGACUAGUUUGGUGGAGCUGGCUUUGCGCAAAGGACGUCUGUUUACCAGCCAAGCCCUCUGUGAUGCCUUCUCUCCCGCUCGACAAUCCCAACUGCAUUAUCUGAGGCAUCUGGACCUGACUGACUGUCCCGCUGUUAAUGAUGCAGUCGUAAAGGCCGUUUGUGAGUGCUGUGGACCGCUGCUAGUUGCCCUCUUUCUCAAUUGGUGUUGGAGUGUUACAGACGUCGGCCUUAUGUGCAUCCUCGAGACCUGCCACCGCUUGCACCAUCUCAGCCUUGUGGGAAAUCAUGUGAUUAUUGGAGAGUCUUUCAUUAACCUUCCCACCAGUCAACCGCACCUGCGCAUCCUCAACCUUGCCCAAUGUAACCAGGUCUUAGACUCUGUACUGUCCUCGGUUGCUGUCCAAAUGCAGGAUUUGUACAUAUUUGACUACUUUGGUGAGCGGGUCGGGGGCAGUCUGGACGAUGUUUGUCAGUUUGAUCUGGCUCGUUCAAUGAACAAGGUGCCUAUAUGUGAGCACUGA